AUUUGAGGCAGGUGGGGACACUCCCAUGAUGGCCACAGGGUUGAACCCAUAAAUUUUCCUUCCGAAAUGUCAAAGGGUUAUCUAAACCAUCAUUACAAGGAAGUGAAGAGCGCGAACAACCAUCGCAGCAGCAUCGCUAGAUUGUCCCCCGCUCUUAAAGUUUCGAGCUUUCAAAUUUUUUGAAGUGGAAUUUUCUUGACCCAUUUCUGAAUUUGAUUACAUGGAGCCAAAGUCGAACGAUCCUAUGCUUGGUCUGGCGAGUCCGAGCUGCUUCACGUUCAUAUAGUCUCAACUUGGACACAGGUUCUCAGUCCGACCCACUGGGCGCUGAAUGAAGGAAAGUGGUUCUGCUUCUCUGACGCCAGUGAGCUUGCAAGGUUGGGGGUGAAAUCGAAGGGGAACUUCAGCGAACGUUCAAGAGAAAAGGCUCCUGGUUAGUUAUCCAGAUGAAGUGUUUGAAGAAAAGCCUGAACAGUCAAACGGGUCUCAUGUGACUCCCUUUUCUCGUGCAUGGUGAAGCUUCAGGUAUUGGUUUUGAUAUCAGGGUCUUCUCGGGUGCAGAGAAGGGGCAGGACGAGGAGCUGAUAUAAUGACCUUGGCUGUUCUCCUGUCACUGUUGCUCCGCUUCUGCUUGAGCUUGGUGUUUUGGAAGGAAAGUGCCAUGUGUUGAGCUCAGAUGUGAGCACAUGGCUCCUCCUAUUUCCGAGCUCUAAUCACUGUAAACUAAUGCAAGGGAAGGCAGGGUUUUGGGUUUUCCCAGAGAAUCAGUUGCUGGAGAGAGCCGUCUGAUUGGUGUAGGGAAACAUAAAACCGAGUUCCUUUUAUUUUCUUUCCGUUCUUUAUAAAAAAAACUUGGGAAGUGUGACUUAUGAUACUGUGAUAAAAGAAACAAUCCAGAAAAAAUAAUUAGUUUCUUCCUUUUAACAAUCUCAACUUGUUUCUUGUUCUGCAAAACCCAAUUCAGGCAUGUACUUGUUCCCAAAAUUUCAAUGCUGAUUGCUAGGUUAUGUUCAUAUGGGUCACUUUGGUGGUGAUGUUUUUCCACAUACUUGUUGAAGCGGUGUCUUAGCAGCAGCACUAGCCCCUCUAUAGUUUUCUUGGUUACCACAAACCUUUCAGCAACAUCUUGAGCUCAAAGAGGCGAAGUGUCGCUCUUCCUCUGACUGCGGAUAAGUUGCUGCUAGCCAAGUUGCUGUGUUUGUUUCCCAUUCUAUUGCACUUCAUCUAGCAAUCUCCUGCCUUUUUUUAUGUCUCCUUGGUUGGCUUGAUUGUUGAUUUUCAGCAGAAGGUGCCUUCUGUUUCUUUCCUGUUCCUCAACUUUCCCACAGAAAGCACUGUUUGAGCUGCAUCCUUAUCUCGUCAUAUCUGGUGCUUUUUCUAUCCAUACAAAGUGGAAGACGAUCUUUUCACUUUGUCCAUCAUUCAGAGAACAGCAUCAAUAUUUUCCUCCUUUCUUUCCCCAAAAGUCAAAGAUCCUGGAAACUGAAACUGGAAAUCAAAUGUCUUCCCUUAUAUGCGAUCUACUAACGUGGAUUUCAGUUCUGAUUACAUGGCUGAUUUUGGGUUAUCUACUGGAGUUUGGUUUAGCAUCAAUCUUCUUCACAUCUAUAGCUUUACUCUCGUCAAUUGUUCUCUUCGCACUAUCAAGGCGAAAGCCAGUCUUCAUGGCAGAACCUCUCGAGGAGGAGGUUUUCAGAUCUGAUCAACAAACUCUGCCUAAUAAAGAGGAUGGAGCAGUGCUUACCCAGCCACGAGUUGAGUCAAUGCCCCAGAUGAGAGAAGCCCAAGCACAAUCAAAUAUGUUUCAGCCUGAAGGGUGCACAGUUAGAUCAUCACUGAAUUCAAGUUCAGAGAGUGAAUGCAUCAACAACUUCUCCACAAGUGAAGAUUCCGAAGUGGAGUGGCCUUUCAAGGAAGACAUGGAUCCCAGCCCGGAUUGCUCAGACGGCUCGAUCACCGAUGAGGAGAGCUUAAUUGAGAUUUCCAUCCCAAGUGGGCAUUAUGUUGGUCAAAAAGAGGAAGAGCCAAAGUUCUGUUUGAAGCCAAAAUUCACAGAUUUCACACCAGACUCCCUUUUCCAACAGAGCUGUCUAGCUGAUCUCUUAGCUGAGAUCAAUGAGAUGAAUGAGGAAGAUGAUAAUUUGAUCGAGAUCGACAUAUCCAUGGGAUCCAUCAAGUGCUCAGGGUUUGAAAUUGAAGCUUGAGUUAGUCCCUUUAAAGCUGGCUCUGUUUUCCAUAUACCCUUACCACUUGUGGGUCUGAUGUGAAGAACUAGGGUUUUAGGACAUGUUAUGCUCUGCUCUGUUCUGAAUUUUGCCCUGGUGGAGACUUUGGAUUCCCUCUAAAGCAUUUAGUGCUGUUGGCCCUUUGUUUUCUCUUGAUGCACAUUCAUGUAUUAAAAUUUGAAAGGGCCAUCUGAUGGAACCCCACUUGCUGUUCUUUUAUAAGACCUCCUUUUGCUAUGCAUUCAAUGUU
Messenger RNA from Rhodamnia argentea, 2475 nucleotides. RefSeq lists its product as uncharacterized. Lineage: Eukaryota; Viridiplantae; Streptophyta; Magnoliopsida; Myrtales; Myrtaceae. The record is from RefSeq and is a predicted model, not a curated record. The coding region runs from base 1500 to 2204 and encodes 234 amino acids. The transcript has 2 exons.